Rhipicephalus microplus (southern cattle tick) is the source of this 1622-nucleotide messenger RNA. Its product is annotated as gamma-butyrobetaine dioxygenase. Gene Ontology annotation, cellular component: mitochondrion. The record is from RefSeq and is a predicted model, not a curated record. Gene Ontology annotation, biological process: carnitine biosynthetic process. Gene Ontology annotation, molecular function: oxidoreductase activity. NCBI's taxonomy places the organism in Eukaryota, Metazoa, Arthropoda, Arachnida, Ixodida, Ixodidae.
CCAAGGACGGCCGAGUUUCAAAGCAGGCGGCGGCACGGCUGGACGCAGACGAUAAACACGCCGCGCGCAUGAGACUUCGGGAGCCCGAAGAGCAGUCGAGAUGCAAGCUUGCCGAAGGCUUCUGUUUUCGGGCCUAAACAAUGGCCGUGGUUUACUCAGAAAUGCUGCUGCACGCAGUGGAGGAACCGGCGUGCGCUCCAUCACGUCGGAUUUGGCCGAGAUGGACGACGAGGAGAACAUCCCGAAGCCCGUCAUCCGCGAAGUGCGCAAGGUGAACGACACCACCCUGUGCGUCACAUUCUCCGACGACACCAAGUGCCAAUUCAACAGUGUCUGGCUGCGCGACAGCUGUACAUGCUCCGCGUGUGUACACCCCGCAACGCGGCAGAAGCUGGUUAACAGCGUCAAGAUUAACCCCAACAUCCAGCCACUCUCGUGGUCGGUCGAGGACGGAGAAAAGCUCGAGAUCUGCUGGCCGCAACAGCCUUCGUCACCGCCUCACUCUAGCACCUACUCCUGCGAUUGGCUCUACCAGUUCGGCAAAUUGUUCGAGAACAAGGACGGUGAACCGGCUGAGGUGUCGGACAUGUUCUACACCAACACCAAGUCGUCGACAAUCUUAUGGAACCGCGACGAAUUCGACGAAAAUCCUCCGGAGCUGGACUACAAGACCUUCAUGGAAGAACGCUCUGGCCUCAAGCAAAUGGUGAAGAACCUCGUCAAGUACGGCAUCUCCGUGCUGCACGGCGUUCCUCCCCACGAAGAUGAGCUGGAGAAAGUUGCCUCCCGUAUGGGCUACAUUCGUGAGACGGGCAUGGGACGCGUGUUCGACGCCACCUGUCAGCCGGAUGCGCACAGGGGUUCUCGGUUCCAUCAGCACACCGAACUGCCCGACAGGGAGAGCGCCCCGGGCGUCAAGCUGCUUCUGUGCCUUUCGUCAGAAGUCCCCAAGCAGACACUCAGUGGGACGCCCAGCAAAGGCAAGACCUUCUUCGUCGACGGCUUCUACAUCGCCCAAUGGAUGAAGUACAACCACCCGGAGUACUUCAGGUUGCUCGUGUCCACGCCGGUCACCUUUUCGUACUACGACUCUAGGAGAGGGGUGUGGCUUAGAGAUACGUUUCCCAUUAUCAGGACAAACAAUUACGGGAAGAUAAAGAAGAUUCACUACAGCACAUUCUCUAUGAGGCCCCCACUGCUGUCCUCUGGCGAAGCCACGAAGUUCUACGAGGCAUACAGUACGUUCACCAAGCGCAUGGAGGAAGAAUCGUCCCAGUACGCUUUCCACUUGGCGGCCGGAGACCUGGUGGCCUUCAACAACAGGCGUAUCCUCCAUGGCAUGAAGGAGCUGGGUCCGGACCACAAGGACGUGAUCCUGAGGGGUUGUUACAUGGACAUGGACGAAAUUGCUUCACUGUACGAGAAAAUGCGAAGAGACGAUGAUCCCUGAGCCUAAGAAAAAAUCUUUUCUUGACGCUGUUAUCUGUACUUCAAGGCUGCACGCUCUGAAUGGUCAAGAAGCUAGAGAAAACACGGUUCAGAUUUUGUACAUAGUACUUUAUAAUAUUCCACCACAAAAACGUAACGUAUGUCAUUCGUUAAUAAAAUUAGGGCAUACUGCA